Messenger RNA from Gossypium raimondii (Peruvian cotton), 2756 nucleotides. RefSeq names its product ubinuclein-1. Bases 235 to 2475 code for a protein of 746 amino acids. Gene Ontology annotation, cellular component: nucleus. NCBI's taxonomy places the organism in Eukaryota, Viridiplantae, Streptophyta, Magnoliopsida, Malvales, Malvaceae. The record is from RefSeq and is a predicted model, not a curated record. The transcript has 13 exons.
CAAAAUUACAUUAUUUCUUAUCUCAUCUCGAAAAAAAAUCCAAAGAAAAUAUCAGAAACUUAAGUUCCCAAUUCUUUUUUCUUUUGAAAUUCUCUCGUUGCAUUUGAUGCAUUUGCCUCUCUUUUAUGUGAUCAUCAUUAAAAGCAAAUCUUGUUAAUGUUCUAAACUAGGCCAGCAGCGUCUCUGCUCCCAAAUAAAUCAACCCACUGGGUUUUACCCGACCCGGAAUUGAUUAUGGAAGAUAAUAGUGUUGGUGGUGCCGGUGAGCCCUCCGGAGUGGUCGCACCCAAGGUGAUGAAGGCUGGUGACCGGCAAGUUUUCACGGUUGAGCUCCGACCAGGAGAGACAACAUAUGUUUCGUGGAGGAAGCUUGUCAAAGACGCCAACCGGGCCCGUGGAUCUUCUGCCGCUUCUGCGUCUGCAGUGGCGGCGCCGGCACCUGAGCUGCCUCCGAAUGCCCACCCUAAUCUCCAGUCUCGCAUCGCUCCUGGACAAACGACUGAAAAAGAAGAAAAAGACGAGCCAGCCCCAAAUCGUUUCAGUGCUGUUAUUGAGAAGAUUGAACGUCUUUACAUGGGUAAAGAUAGCAGUGAUGAGGAAGAACUGGAUGAGACUCCAGAUGAUGAUCAAUAUGAUACAGAAGACUCUUUUAUCGAUGAUGCCGAGCUGGAUGAGUAUUUUGAAGUUGAUAAUUCAGCUAUAAAACAUGAUGGAUUCUUUGUUAAUAGGGGAAAAUUGGAAAAAAUAAAUGAACCUCCUGUAAUACCUAACCAGCAGCCCAAGAAACGGCGAAGAAAAGAGGCUGCAAAACCUCCUAGUGAGAAUGAUGAUGGUCAUGUGUCAAAUAAACAUGCGAAGGCAGCAAAGAUGGUUGCAGGGAGGGCUGAACCAUCUCUGGGGAAGAAUAAUUCUAGUUCUCAGAAUUUUACUGCAGUAGAUGAACAAUACAGGGAUGGAAAAGUUCUGAAUCAAUUAUCAGUUUCUGGUGUUUCUUCCAAGAAGAAAUCUUCUGCGACAAGACUAGCAUUGGAUUCUUCUUCAUAUAUGAAAGAUCCAAAUAGUGACACUUCUGCACCUUUGGCAGAUGUCAAGGAUAUUGAGAAUUUGAAGAUGGGAUUUCUGCAGUCAAAAGGUGUUGUCAGUAACAAAUUGAAAGAUGCAACUGGAUCCUCUGAUGUUUUGCAUCAGAAAUACCAUGAUAAAAGUGAUCUCGCUCAAUCGAAAUCCCAACAUGGAAAACUAAGCAGCAAUGUUGAUAAGCUUGAACAAUCAGUUCGACUGAGAGAAAACAAUGGCAUCCAUGAGUUGCCAGACAUUAAUGUUUCUGAUGGCAUACAUGCUAUGCAUACAGCAAAAUCUCCACACAUGCUGAGAAAGGAUGGUUCUACUCUUAGGCCCAAAAGUUCCGUGCUUGAAAAGGCCAUUAGGGAGCUAGAGAAGAUAGUUGCAGAAUCAAGGCCACCUUCUAUGGAAAAUCAAGAGGCAGAUACUUCAUCCCAGGGGAUUAAGAGGAGAUUGCCUAGAGAAAUAAAGCUCAAGCUUGCUAAAGUUGCUAGAUUAGCGGCAAGCCAGGGGAAAGUUUCCAAGGAGUUACUAAAUCGCCUUAUGAGCAUCCUUGGUCAUUUAAUACAGCUAAGAACACUUAAGAGGAACCUAAAAAUCAUGAUUAAUAUGGGUGUGUCACCAACAGCAAAGCAAGAAAAAGAUGCUAGAUUUCAACAGAUCAAGAAGGAAGCCAUUGAGAUGAUAAAGACAAGAAUUCCUUCUUUUGAGACAAAGAUAUUGGAGCCGCAAGCUAGAGCUACUGAUGAUUUUCAAGAAAUUGGUUCUGAAGAAAGAACGUUUAGAAGAAAAUUUAACAUGGACGCACCGAUGGAGAACAAGAUUUGUGAACUUUAUGACCUCUAUGUUGAUGGAUUAGAUGAAGAUGCUGGUCCGCAAAUCAGAAAGUUUUAUGUAGAGCUUGCACAGCUCUGGCCAGAUGGUAUGAUGAACAACCAUGAGAUUAAACAUGCAAUUUGUAGGGCGAAAGAAAGGCGGAGAGCAAGAUACAAUAGACGCAAGGAUCAAGAGAAAAUGAGGAGGGAAAAGAUGUUGACACUAGGACCGGAGGAGAGUGUUCGAGUGGACUCUGCCUCAAGUGCACAAUCGCAGCACACACGAGAGAGGUCGGGUAGUGAUUCCGGUACUCAAGCUUUACUUUCAACUAAUACAUCGACUUCGCACACAACUGCAGCUGCUGCUGUUCCGGUUCUGAGUCCAACAAAUGAUUCCAGUUUUGACAGAGUAAAACAGGAUAAAUUAAAGGGGAUAUCAAGCAGUGCCAUGGACGAUGAAAUGAAGGUGGCAGUAGCCUCACUGCCAAAGAAAAAGGUAAAAAGGAAACCAGAAAUGCAGUUGGAUGAAUCUCAUAUGCGGCCAGAAAAGUUACCUCCGCAACAGGGCUGCACCGACCGAAACAAGUCCAUCAAAUAGCCUAUGAAUCUUCUUCCGAAAUCAAACCCUCCAGCUAACAUAAACACUCACAUUCUCAGCUUUUUAAUUUUAGUUUUAUUUACAUUGCGGAGAGCUUCAUUGUUUCUGAGUUCCAUUUUUUGUAAUUAAAUAUUUUUCCUCAAUAACUGGUGUUAAAAAGGAGAGCGAAAAGGUUGUAAUAUUCUCCUGCACAUGUAAUUUUCUAGGCUUAGGCAACUCUUCUUUUAGCUUUUACUUUUUUAGAUUUCUCAACUUUACUAGUUUAAAUUUUUAUGUUUUCA